This is a messenger RNA of Panonychus citri (citrus red mite), 735 nucleotides long. RefSeq lists its product as uncharacterized. NCBI's taxonomy places the organism in Eukaryota, Metazoa, Arthropoda, Arachnida, Trombidiformes, Tetranychidae. Gene Ontology annotation, biological process: translation. The record is from RefSeq and is a predicted model, not a curated record. Gene Ontology annotation, cellular component: ribosome. Bases 93 to 527 code for a protein of 144 amino acids. The transcript has 2 exons. Gene Ontology annotation, molecular function: structural constituent of ribosome.
UUCUCUUUUAAUUUUUUGGUUCCAAAUUGUUUUCUGUUAAAUUGUUAUGUAAUUGGUGAUUUAAUUGUUUCGUAGUUAAAGUAAAAGUUAACAUGUUAAAUGUUGGACAAUUGUCAUCAUCUCUUUUGAGAAAGAAUAACAUUAAUUUCCAAUCAAUUCGAUGUUUACCCGUUUGGAGUAUUGGAAAUGAACCUCGGAAAAACACUGUUGCCAUUACUCAGAAAACCAAAUGGCUUGGAUUUCUUGUUCCUUUGGGAUCUUUUGUUCAUGAAAGGGAUGUUUUUUAUAAGCAAAAAGGUCUCAAGUUCCAUCCUGGUUUGAAUGCUGCCUUGGAUCCAAGAGACAAUGCUAUCUAUGCAUUGAGAGAUGGGAUCAUUGUGAUUUCCACUGAAAGAUUUAUUCCUGAUCUUACCAAUGAAACUGUUCAGAAACAUUAUGUUGAUUAUGAUGGACCCAUGAUGAUUCGUUAUGCUCAUGUGAUACCUCACGAACAACCCAAACUCUUCAAACUGACAGAAUUAGUUUAAUUUAUUUAUACAAAAAGGGAAAACAAUAAAUAUUAUUUAUGUAGAUAGAUUUAUUUACAAAGUUUGGCACAAUGAUAGAUUAUUUCAUCUUGUUACAAACAAAAUUCAGUGAUUAACAUUGAUAAACAGAAGGAAAAUGAUAAAUCAUGAGAUUUACUGUUGUUGUUCUUGAGGAAAAGAGAGAGAGAGAGAGAGAGAGAGAGAGAGA